This is a messenger RNA of Adineta steineri, 723 nucleotides long. The record is from the annotation of a GenBank genome assembly. Lineage: Eukaryota; Metazoa; Rotifera; Eurotatoria; Adinetida; Adinetidae.
AUGUCUAUUAGUAAUACAGGAAGUAUUGAUCUUGAAUCAGUUUUGAAUGUUCGUCGUCGAACAUUAGCAUCAAUUGGUGAAAAAGCAUCAUCUCGUGCACGAUCUCAUUAUACAGAUACUAUUUAUUUAAAACGUGAAGAUAAUUCCAAUUCAUUAUUCUCAAUUGACUCUAAAAUUCUCAUUUUUGGUGAAUUACAAUUUCUAUGUACAAUAUUCGAACGUUAUACAUCAACUAUCACAGUUUAUGAAGACAAAUCUACUGACGCCACUCCAUCAUCUCCAGCAACCUCAGCUAAACCAAGUUUUUCAACAGUCGAAGAAAAUGAUCAAGAUGAAGAAGAACUACCAAUGGUUACAACACUUCGUCAAACAUCCAUAUCAUCAUCUAAAGAAUCAUCAAGUCCACCACAUGCACCAGGUAGUCCAUCAAGAAAAAAAACUUUAAGUUCUAUUGGUCGAUCUCAAACUAUUGGUACAUCAGUAAGCGAUUAUUCAUUACAAAAUCUUGAAGGUAAACGUUAUGGUUGCAUUGAACUUCCGAAUACAUCUAUGAUUGAAAUUCUUGAAAUACUUUUCCGUACACGUAUGGAAUUAGUUGAUGAAUCAAGUGAUUAUGACAAUAACAAUGUUCUUCAUCAAAAUUUUGUUUUCUCAAAAGUUUGUCCAAUAUUACCAAAAUCUGGACGAGCUCUUUCACGAUCGACAUCAUUUGCUGGCACUUAA